Messenger RNA from Gossypium raimondii (Peruvian cotton), 1525 nucleotides. Its product is annotated as UPF0481 protein At3g47200. Lineage: Eukaryota; Viridiplantae; Streptophyta; Magnoliopsida; Malvales; Malvaceae. The record is from RefSeq and is a predicted model, not a curated record.
CUCAGUUACUCUUUUUCUUGUAACAUCUUCACAUCUGGAAAUGAGAAACUGCUCCCUUACUAGGUUGCUUUUGCACAAGACAAGCAGAACCUUUCAUGACACUGCCAAAGCUUGGAAUCAACAACAUUUAUCAAAGUGGAAAGCCACAUUGAAGGAGGUGGCAAUUAAUGUUCCCAAUGACAGAGAAAAUGCGUGCAUAUACAGGGUCCCCGUUAACAUGCGUUAGGUGCAACCCGACGCCUAUGCUCCCACUAUCAUCUCAAUCGGUCCUUACCAUCUUGGACAGGAAAGGUUACAAGCAAUGGAAGAGCUGAAAUGGAAAUUCUUUCACCGCCUCUUUCGUCCAAAACAGCCUAAUGGGGUGGAACUAGACCCAGCGAUGAAAGCCAUGGAAGAUUUGGAGCAGGAUGCUCGUAGGUGCUACUGGGACAAUGCUGAACAACAUAGUAAGGAUAAAUUUGUUAGGAUGAUGCUGGUUGAUGGCUGCUUCAUUGUGGAGCUCUUGAGAGAGUUGAAGCACAACAACUUUCAGUGUGCUCCCUCUGUUCAAAGGUGGAUGCUGCCUACUCUUCGUCGGGAUCUGAUCAUGCUUGAAAACCAGCUUCCACUUUUUGUUUUGCAGAAAUUGUUUGAGCUGACCAAAAGAUCAGAAGAAUCAAGCACUUGCUUGGAACAGCUUGCCCUUUGUUUUUUCAAUCCUCUAUUGCAGUCUCAAAGGGGUGUGCGGGCCGUGAAUGCACAAGGAAUUCAGAACAGGUUGCACUUUCUUGACCUUUUCAGGAAAAGUAUCCUCCCAUUUCCUAUAAACUUAUCACAAGGACUAAAAACUAGCAAGACGAGCGAUUCAAGCAAUGCAGCAGAAGAGGGGAUUGACAUGGUGCGGUCCAUGACGGAGCUAAUGGAAGCUAGCGUCGUGAUUGAGAAAGCUGUUAAUUGUCCUCCACUAGAUGUAAGCUCCGAGGGGAGGUGGCUAAAAGUCCCUCCUCUAUACAUCGAUGAUCACAAGGGAACCCUGUUUCGAAACAUGGUGGCCUAUGAACAAUGCCAUCCCAAGUGCAAACCUUAUGUCACAUCGUAUUUGUUCUUUUUCGAUGGUUUGAUUAACUCAGCUGAAGAUGAAGGAUUUAUUCACCACAAAGGGGUUCUUCACCAUUGUUUAGGUAGCAACAAAGAAGUGGCAAAACUUUUGAAUGGACUGUGCAAGGAAAUAGCAAUGGAUGGUAGGGAGUCUUAUUUAUGCAAAGUAGUACACGAUAUGAACACUUAUUGCAAUGGCUCCUACGCUUGGUUUAGAGCGGGGUUGGUACACCAUUAUUUCAGAAGUUGGGUGGUAGGCAUCUCCACCCCUGGAGCUAUUAUAGUUGUUUAUCUCUCACUAAUUCAAACGGGAUUUACAUUUGUAGAAGAUCCCAAGAAUCUUAACAGACCCUUUCAUCAUGACCUAAUUCAUUGCCUACUUCUACCUCUUAGUCAUUUGUUUUCUUUCAAAAUAAGCGAUGAGAAUGAGAAUAAAAUUUGGAUGUAA